AUGAAGCACCGACUGUCUGCUCUUGUAGCACUCCCGCACGUUUCAACAUACAGAGCAGCUCAAAGCGCACGAUUACACCACAAGCCUUUGCUUCACACAUCACUGCGUGUCGGCCAGAAGAUUCCUUCUCAAUGUCGAGGUUUUGCGGUCUCGUUGAAAUUGUGGAGUGAAAGCGACAGAUUUAGGGAAUACGAUAAUUCAAAUGCCAGGCCUGCGGAGGACCUGAAUAACAACAUUACACAGGAGGAGAAAGACCAUUUUGCAAAGAAGCUGCGUGAGGACAAGGGCAAACAAAUACGAACGCCAUGGCAUCGAGAAGGUAGCGAUGUACCGCCUGUACAUCGACAAAGAAGCGCUGGAGCGAUGACGAAGGGUGAGGCUUACCAUCCAGCGGUGCAAAUGGCAAAGGCUGAUAGUGGUAACAUAGGCAAACUUCUCACAACGCCGUCACGCAUGCUCAAGAUAAUCCUUCCCCUUACCACACAGGAUGUCAACAGCGACCGUAAAGAUAUCGAGCCGCUCGCUCUCCUCGUCCAUCCACAACAGCCAAUAUCAUACCUCGAGCGUUUGAUCCAAGCUGAGCUACCCAGUAUAAAAGAUAAAGAAGGUCGAGAACACCAACCACAAGUGUUCUUCCGUGCAGAAGACUCUAUGCAGAAUGACGCGCAGCCUUCACCGUCGUCUGAAACAACCGUCAGCCAGGCGAGUGAACGCAUAGCAGAUCAAAGUGGCGAGGAGGACUUUGAAAAGGUCGACGAGAUUCGUAUCAACGGAAAGACAGAAAAGACAGGUAAACUAAACAGUAAAGAUGACAGGACACCGGAGCAAGCUGAAAAGCUACGGGGAGGGCCUGGCCAAGGAGGUGUAGAAUCCUACUCUGGACUGGGCCAGGAAGCGCCGUCAGACAAGCGCGCAGAGCGCAAGUUUGUACGGUGGUCUUCAUCAACUGAAAUUGGCGACUUCAUUCGCGACGCUGCGCGGGGGCAGGAAUUUGCGAUUGAGAUUGAAGGGGCGCCAGAGGAGAUUCGCGUCGGUGUACCCAGUUUCAACGAGCGGACCUACUACCUGCGAAUGCGUCUGCGCAAGACAUCAAGGAAGAUUAGCGAAAUGGCCGACAUCAAGAAGAAGUGCGACGAGCUCGCUCACAAAGCAGCAAAGAAUGUUGCAAAGGCUGGGUUCGCUGGUGUCGUGGGCUGGUGGGGAAUUGUAUACUACCUUACUUUCCAAACGGAACUGGGCUGGGAUGUCAUGGAGCCCGUCACGUACCUUGUCGGCCUGUCCACCCUCAUAGGCGGUUACAUGUGGUUCCUCUAUCACAACCGCGAAGUCAGCUACCGCUCCGCCAUGAAUUUCACCGUCUCGCGGCGCCAGCAAAAACUUUACGCCCAGCACAACUUCGACCUGCGCAAGUGGGAGGCCCUGAUUGAAGACGGCAAUACCCUGCGCAAGGAGAUCAAGGCGGUGGCUAUGGAAUACGAUGUCGAUUGGGACGAGCUGCAGGAAGAAAAGGACGAGAAGGUUGCAGACGCGCUUAAGACGGAGCGCGUGAGGAAGAAGGAAGGGAAGGAGGACAAGGAGGAAGAGGAUGAAGAGCCGAAACCUACGGCUGAGAAGGAGGGGGAGAAGAAGUAG
Plenodomus lingam JN3 is the source of this 1632-nucleotide messenger RNA. The record is from RefSeq and is a predicted model, not a curated record. Lineage: Eukaryota; Fungi; Ascomycota; Dothideomycetes; Pleosporales; Leptosphaeriaceae.